CAUUUUCCCGGUACUUCUUCUUCCCUCCACAACCACUCCCCACAACAACAAAAGCCAACAUGGCUGCUCUCAAGCUUGCUGUUGCCGUAGCCCUCUUCGUGGUAGUUGCUGCCUUGCCCAGUGAUCCCUACGGCAAGGAACCAGGGAUGCCCUACGACUUCGCCUACGCCGUGAAAGACGACUACACCGGCAACGACUUCGGCCACAGCGAAAGCUCCGACGGGAACGUCGUUAAGGGCGAGUACUUCGUCCUCCUCCCCGACGGACGACGACAGAUCGUCACCUACACCGCCGACCACGAAUCUGGCUACGUCGCCGAUGUCAAAUACGAAGGUGAGGCCCAAUACCCUUCACCAGCCCCUGCUUACGGACAAUAAAUGAAAAGUCUUACCCUUUUACGAAGCCACUCGAAUCGAAAAUGCUAGCUGAACCAGGGGUUGGUUGAAAUCAGGCGACGUUCUCAAACACUUCUGUGAAAAGGAACUUGGACAUCAGGAGCAUCGAAAUCUACUGGUAAAACUUACGACAGCAACAUUUUCUCCUUUUUUUCGGUAUAACUCUACCUACUUUUGAUUGUGAAAAAGUGUCGUGCAAAAUUGACUUUUCCAUGGGCGCCUUAAGUCAUUUCAGACUUUUCUAUAUCUGGCAUUAUAAAUAGAUGAGUGUACAUUGCAGCAUAACACUCUGGGAACGAUUUUCAGAAGCGUCAUUCACACUGGUUCUUGUGAGCCUGUCAAGGCAGCCCUGCCACAGUCUAUCACGUGGGAGUGAAUCCUCGCCCCCUCUUUUCUUCAGUCAACUUUCUGUAUUUAUUACGAAAUGAAAAAGAAUCAUAAAAAUACAUAACAAGGAAAAAAUUGACGAUACGUUUUGGGAAUUUUGAUAACUUGCUUCCUCCUGAGGAUUAUUGUGCUUGCUGGUUAAAAAACAAUAUAUUGUGCCAUUUUAUUUUUAACAGGAUUUCUCUCAGUUAGCUUCAUCUGCUCAUUUAUAAUACUCACUGGAACUUUUGGAUUUCCUUUAAGGUUAUAUUCUCCAUUUUCAACAAUGAUUGCUCCGAUAUCAUUUUAUUAUUUUCUAUCGACGAUACUCUGGUCAGCUGAGAAAGCUAUCCAGAUACUCUUUUAACAUUAUUCAUACUUCUCUCUCACGUUUUAUAUUGGCUAGUUCUGCCUUUGAGCAGGGUUUUGUUCGUAAGCUUUUUUGUUUUAUUCAUGUUAUCCUUAAAGAUGAAGCUUCUGUUGGGAGUGAGUAGAGUCAUUUAGAAAAUUUCAGCGACAUCUUUUGCAUGUUUAGGUCACAAAUUAAGUUAGGUAGCUUGCACAAUUCCUUAUUUCCCCCGUUGGCAUUCUGAUUCUGUGUUUGUGUCUCCAGUCGUCUCUGUUUGUGUUCGACUUCUAGAAAGUAAUUCUUUGUCAUUUGUUCUCUGUUCAUUUUGGUAAUAUUUCAUGCAUCAUUCUGUUUUUCUCAUCAUGUCCUUAUCUUUGAUUUAUGUGAAUUGUAAUACAUACUCUCGUUUGUCUAUCGUCGUCUUGUCACACUUUCUUUUCAUCAGAAAACUUCAGUUUCGGAGAGAC
This is a messenger RNA of Macrobrachium nipponense, 1577 nucleotides long. Its product is annotated as cuticle protein 19-like. The record is from RefSeq and is a predicted model, not a curated record. Gene Ontology annotation, cellular component: extracellular matrix. The transcript is spliced from 4 exons. Lineage: Eukaryota; Metazoa; Arthropoda; Malacostraca; Decapoda; Palaemonidae. Bases 60 to 377 code for a protein of 105 amino acids.